GCGUGCAAGUCAGGUGGAAAAAGAAAACAGCGCAGCCGGCAGCUUCCAGGACAGGAGCGUGGAGCACUUUUUUCAAAAAAAGUGUCUUUUAACUCUUUUCCUGUGAAUACUGCUACAAACUGGCAGACUUUUCCGUCAAUGGCGAUUGCCAAGACUGAGAACUCUUCUUUUGCGGUCAAUCUGUUUCGUGAUGUCUGACAACCAAAGAGGUUUUGCCGCGGCAACUGUGUCGUUAAGCAUCGGCUCGUCUGUUUCGAGGACUGUUUUUUCAGAAAAGCCAAAGGAAAGUGCCACGAUUAGUGCGAAACCAAAACUUUCUGAUUUGGCAGCCAGUAAUGCUGAAAAGGCUAACAUGUCCAAAGCAAAAAAUAAUGCAGUUUGGACCGAACAUAAAGCUCCUGAUGGCCGCACAUACUAUUACAACAACAAGACUAAACAAAGUAGCUGGGAAAAGCCCGACGACCUAAAAACAGCUGGAGAGCUUCUGCUGUCCCAAAGCCCAUGGAAAGAAUACAAAACAGAGACAGGGAAAACAUACUACCACAAUGUGAACACUAAAGAAACCAGGUGGACCAUACCACCGGAACUUGAAGAACUCAAGAGGAAAGUUACAGUCGAAGAAGAACAAGCAAUAACACCUGCUGUUGCCCCAACUACUCCUGCUGUGGUGAAACAAGCAGUGGCCCCAGCAAUUAAAGUGCAAGAAAAACCCAAAGGCUCUGCAUUAGAUCAAGCCAUGGCUGCAACGCUAGCGGCCAUUGAAGUUCCAACGCCAACAACGAAAAAUGAUGAAGACAGCAACUCUCACACUUCAUUACCUAGCAGUCGAACAGGCACUCCCGAGCCAAACAAAAUUUUCCGAGAUAAGAAGGAAGCUAUGGAAGCGUUUAAGGAAUUCUUAAAAGAGAAAGAAGUGCCCAGCAAUAGCUCCUGGGACCAGUGCUUGCGGAUAAUCCAAAAUGAUCCAAAGUAUUUGGCGUUCACCAAGUUUAAUGAAAAGAAACAGGCCUUCAAUGGAUAUAAAACACAAAGAGUAAAAGAGGAAAGGGAGGAGCAACGCCUACGAAUAAAAAAGGCAAAAGAAGAUUUGGAACAGUUCCUUUUGAGUAAUGAGAGAAUGUCUUCGACGACAAAGUAUUAUAAAUGCGAAGAAUUGUUCGGACAUAUGGAGUUUUGGAAAGUCGUAAAUGAAUCUGACCGGCGUGAUAUUCACGAGGAUGUUGUCUUUAAUUUGAUAAAGAGAGAAAAGGAAGAAGCCAAGGUUUUAAAAAAGGAGAACAUGAGAGGACUUGCAAAUGUAUUAGAUGCCAUGCCUAAUAUAACAUAUCGUACUACAUGGCAAGAAGCUCAGCAGAUGUUGCUUGACAACCACCAUUUUGCAGAAAAUGCAAAUUUGCUUGCAAUGGACAAAGAAGACGCACUAAUUGUGUUCGAGGAUCAUAUAAGAGAGCUUGAAAAAGAGGAAGAAGAAGAAAAGGAACGGGAAAAGAAAAGAACUAAGAGACAACAAAGAAAAAACAGAGAAAGAUUUGGUAAUUUGCUUGAUGAACUCCAUGAACAAGGAAAAUUAACCUCAAUGUCGCUGUGGGUGGAGCUGUACCCUAUAAUUUCUUCAGAUAUACGAUUCUCAGCUAUGCUGGGACAAUCGGGUUCCACGCCUCUGGAUCUCUUUAAAUUCUUUGUUGAGGAACUGAAGUCACGUUUCCACGAUGAAAAGAAAAUCAUCAAGGAAAUUCUCAAAGCAAAGAACUUUGAAGUCCAGGUGGGCACUACUUUUGAGGAAUUUGCUAUCGUUGUUUGUGAAGAUGGGCGGUCAGCUACCCUUGAUGCUGGAAAUGUGAAGUUAACCUAUAAUGCAUUGCUUGAGAAGGCUGAAGCUCGUGAGAAAGAGCGGCAGAAGGAAGAAAACAGGAAAUCAAGAAAGAUUGAAAUUGCAUUUAAAACUCUUCUAAGAGAAAAGACCGUCAACAUUGACACUUCCUGGGAUGAAAUACGACCUUUAAUUGAAAACGAUCCAAUGUUUGACUCGGUCACCCUAGAAUCGGAAAGGAUCAGAAUAUUUAAGGAAUACCAACAGGAAACUGAAGAAAUGUGUUCUCAUCACCACUCCCGCACUAAGAAGUCAAAGAAAAAUAAAAAGCAAAGGAGACGAUCUCGAUCGCACUCUCGUUCCGAGUCGGAAGAUGAAUCAUCUCGCAGAAAGAAAAAGGAAGACUCUACAUCUGAGAGCGAGCAGUCUGCCAUCAAAAUGAAAAAGCACAAGAAGAAAAAGAAAGGCGUUAGAAGCGACUCGCACUCAUCAGAUGCAUCGGAAGCAAGUUUGGAGCAACCAGACUCACCAAACAGCAUAUCUGCUGGCAGUGUAAACACUGAUGGUGAUCUCAGUGAGGAAGAAUUAGAAAAAAAGCGUCUUUUGCUCCUACAGCAGCUUGCACAGGAAAAUCAAUAGAAUGCAGAGCAUGUAUAUCUUAAAUGUGUAGAAUUUCAUUUUGCUACAAUUUUAGCUUUUAUGUGCCACAUAUAGUUAAUGAUCCAAAAAGCUCUGCCUCAUUUUUUUGUCAAAACAUUUAGAAAAUUAAUUGGACGGUAAAAUUGAUCAUUUGAAAUCACUCACUAUUUAGAAAAUUUGUCUUACGAAAAAAUGUAUAUAAGGACAUGCCUUGAGUCAAUAAAGUGCUGAUUUGAUUAU
Molecule: messenger RNA, 2689 nt
Organism: Neocloeon triangulifer
Lineage: Eukaryota; Metazoa; Arthropoda; Insecta; Ephemeroptera; Baetidae
Gene: Prp40
Product: pre-mRNA-processing factor 40 homolog A
Exons: 15
Coding region: 191-2449 (752 amino acids)
Biological process (GO): mRNA cis splicing, via spliceosome
Cellular component (GO): U2-type prespliceosome; U1 snRNP
Molecular function (GO): protein binding; RNA binding
Source: RefSeq, a predicted model, not a curated record